CUGAUAAAAACCCUAAACCCUAACCCCCUAAAAUGCGAGCUUCUCUUCCUCUCUAAAUUCACCGCCGAUUCCAACUGCCUUAGAGAGAGAGAGAGAGUUUCUGAGGGUUCCGUCUAUAAAGCUCAAACCUUUACCGCCUCACCUUCACAGUUCUCGAUGGCGGUUUACCUGCUCUACGAAGCAGCUUCCGGUUACUCUCUGUUCCUAGCUCACGGCCUCGACCAAAUCGGCCAGAACACCGAGGCGGUUAGGAGCUCCGUUUCGGACCUGAACCGUUUCGGGAAGGUGGUCCAGCUCGCGGCUUUUCACCCAUUUGAGCAGGCCCUCGAUGCCCUUAACCAGUGCAACUCAGUCUCCGAAGGGAUUAUGACUGAUGAGUUGAGGAACUUUUUGGAACUUAAUCUCCCAAAAGUAAAGGAAGGCAAGAAGCCAAAGUUCAGUUUGGGUGUAUAUGAACCCAAGCUCGGGUCUCACAUAUUUGAAGUGACUAAAAUCCCCUGCCAAAGCAAUGAGUUUGUUCUUGAGCUACUUCGUGGAGUUCGGCUUCAUUUUGAUAGGUUUAUCAAGGACCUAAAGCCCGGGGACUUAGAGAAAGCCCAGCUUGGUCUCAGCCACAGUUACAGCAGGUCCAAGGUCAAGUUUAAUGUUAACCGUGUUGACAAUAUGGUGAUUCAAGCAAUCUUCCUUUUAGAUACCCUCGAUAAGGAUGUGAAUUCUUUCUCAAUGAGAGUCAGAGAAUGGUACUCUUGGCAUUUUCCUGAAUUGGUGAAGAUUGUCAAUGACAAUUAUCUCUAUGCUAAACUUGCAAAAACUAUAAGAGAUAAGUCAACUUUGUCUGAAGACAACCUCGAAGAAUUAACUGAUAUUGUUGGGGAUGAAGAUAAGGCAAAGGAGAUCAUUGAAGCUGCCAAAGCAUCCAUGGGGCAGGAUUUGUCUGAUGUUGAUUUGCUUAAUGUUCAACAAUUUGCACAAAAAGUGAUGAACCUUUCUGAGUAUAGGAAAAAACUGUAUGACUAUCUGGUCACUAAGAUGAAUGAUAUUGCACCCAAUUUGGCCUCUUUAAUCGGGGAAGUAGUUGGAGCACGUUUAAUUUCUCAUGCGGGUAGUCUUACAAACUUGGCUAAAUGCCCUUCUUCUACCCUUCAGAUCCUUGGUGCCGAGAAGGCCCUGUUCAGAGCCUUGAAAACCAAGGGAAACACACCCAAGUAUGGACUGAUAUUCCAUUCAUCUUUUAUUGGUCGCGCAUCUGCCCGGAACAAGGGCCGAAUGGCUCGUUAUCUUGCAAACAAGUGUUCUAUUGCUUCUCGCAUUGACUGCUUUGCAGAUAAUAGCACUACUGCUUUUGGGGAGAAACUCCGCGAACAAGUUGAGGAGCGUCUUGACUUUUAUGACAAGGGUGUUGCACCUCGUAAAAACAUUGAUGUGAUGAAAUCUGCGAUGGAGAGUACUCAAAGCAAAGAUACAGAUAUGGAAACAGAAGAAGUGACUAUUGAAGCUUCAGAAAAGAAAAGCAAGAAGAAAUCAAAGAGUGCAGCUACAGAGAAUGGUGAUGUGGAUGAACCAGCUACAAAUGGAGAUGCUGCUGAGGGUAAAUCUGAAAAGAAGAAGAAGAAGAAGGACAAGAGGAAAUUGGAUGAGGAAGAUGAAGAGAUGGAGGAUGCAAACAAUGGACAUGCUGAGGAGGAUGGAACAGGCAAGAAGAAGAAGAAGAAGAAGAAAAGUAAACACGGAGAGGCUGAUGGAGCUGAUUUGGCCAGUGAUGUUAAGAAGAAGAAAAAGAAGAAAUCUAAAAGUGAAGACUCCGAUUAGAUUUAUUGGUGGAGCUCAAGUCUCGUGUGGAUAUUAAUCUGGUGUAUUCCUCUAUCCGGUUUUGAUGUCAACUGUUUCGUAGUUGUAGAAAUGGCCCCUUGCUUUCUUAUGUUAUCAGUCUAGCAAUGUCAAAUACACUAGUAGUGACUUUUCAAGUCGCUGCCUUUUAUGUUAGUUUUGAAAUUGUGAUGAACACCAUAGGUAUCUUGCAGAUUUUGGUUAUGGUAAUGAUACUAGGAUCAUAUUUAUAA
Messenger RNA from Rosa chinensis, 2060 nucleotides. Its product is annotated as nucleolar protein 56. The record is from RefSeq and is a predicted model, not a curated record. Gene Ontology annotation, molecular function: snoRNA binding. Gene Ontology annotation, cellular component: small-subunit processome; box C/D methylation guide snoRNP complex. NCBI's taxonomy places the organism in Eukaryota, Viridiplantae, Streptophyta, Magnoliopsida, Rosales, Rosaceae. The transcript is spliced from 8 exons. The coding region runs from base 157 to 1809 and encodes 550 amino acids.